Messenger RNA from Cheilinus undulatus (humphead wrasse), 1335 nucleotides. Its product is annotated as 5-hydroxytryptamine receptor 3A-like. Gene Ontology annotation, cellular component: membrane; synapse; neuron projection. The record is from RefSeq and is a predicted model, not a curated record. The transcript has 8 exons. Gene Ontology annotation, biological process: regulation of membrane potential; chemical synaptic transmission; monoatomic ion transmembrane transport. NCBI's taxonomy places the organism in Eukaryota, Metazoa, Chordata, Actinopteri, Labriformes, Labridae. Gene Ontology annotation, molecular function: extracellular ligand-gated monoatomic ion channel activity; transmembrane signaling receptor activity; neurotransmitter receptor activity. The coding region runs from base 1 to 1335 and encodes 444 amino acids.
AUGCUAAACUGCACUAGACCUGACACACCAUCACUGCUAGAAGCUCUGGGACCCGUGUUCAACAUGAGCUCCAUUCGACCUGUUAUGAAUGCAUCGACCCCAACCAACAUCACCAUUAGCUUUGUACUGGCGGGCAUUUUAGGCGUGGAUGAAAAGGCCCAACUACUUACAACGUAUAUCUGGCAAACUUUGAUUUGGAAAAACGAGUUUGUGAGAUGGGAUCCAGAACAGUGUGGAAAAUCAUUGAUUACCAUCCCACGAGAGCUGCUCUGGGUGCCAGACGUGGUCAUUAAUGAAUUCAUGGGCAAGAACACAGCUCCAUUCGUCCCAUACAGCUACCUGUCUUCUGAUGGUUUUGUUACUGAUAAAAAGCCCGUCAGAGUGGUCAGCUCCUGCAGACUCGACAUCUACACAUUUCCAUUUGACACCCAGAACUGCAGUUUAAGCUUCAACUCCUAUUUACACACUAUUUCUGCUGUGUUCAUCAACCACACCUCUGUAGACGAAAUGUUACAGAGAUCUAAAGAGGUGAUGGCAACGAUGGGUGAAUGGGAACUGAUUGGAAUCACAGUGAAGACAUUUCAGUUUCCAACAAAUUUGGGGGAUGACUACCAAGAGAUUCGCUUCUUUGUGUCGAUGAGCCGCAGAGCCACCAUGUACGUGGUCAACCUUCUGAUCCCCAGCUGCUUCCUCAUCGCAGUCGACUUCCUCAGCUUCCUGCUGCCUCCCAAGAGUGUCGACCGAUCCUUGUUCAAGAUGACUCUGAUCCUGGGCUAUACCGUCUUCCUGCUCAGCAUGAACGACCUGCUGCCAAUCACCGGAGACACCAUACCUCUACUGAACGUGUUCCUGUCUCUGUGCCUGACUAUGAUGGUAGGGAGUUUACUGGAGACGGUUCUCAUCACCAACCUGCUGUGUGGCUCCGCUCACUAUCCUGUCCCUCGUUUUAUCCGAGUGUUAGUCCUUCACAUCCUGGGCUUCCUUGUGCUGCUUCCUCCAAAAUCCAGAGACCCAGAGGACACGGUCAUUCAAAAUCCUGCAGCACAAGCAGAAAUUAAAGACUCCUCCCUGGUAGCAGAAAGCAGCAGGGAUCCAGAACAGAAAAGCCCACUAGAUGAGGACAAGGCGCUGCAGGAACUAAGGAGUGUGGGCAGGGAGCUCCAGGUUCUCCACCUUCAGCUAAAGCAGCAGCUGGAGGGAAACCAGAACUCAGAGGACUGGAUCCAGGUGGGUUUAAUCAUAGACCGCCUGGUGUUCUGCCUCUACAUGAUCUUCAUAGCAGUCAGCUUCAUUACUAUCAUUGUUUUGUGGAUGCAGUCACCCAACAAAUCCUGA